UGAAAUAAAUGAUAUUUCAACAUGCCUAGAUCAAGAAGCCGAAGUAGAAGUCGUGCAGACAGCAUAACCAGACAAAAACACAGAAGCAAGCACAAGAAGAAGCGCUCAAGGUCUAGUUCAAGAUCUCGAUCAUACAGAAAUCAUCGCUCCAGAUCACGAGAUCGAAAACGGAGACACGAACGAACCAAACGUUCCUUGUCAUCAAGUAGUUCAAGCAGUGAUGAUGAGCUGAUAUUAAGGGCAAAAAGACGGGAAGAGGAAGAAAAGAAAUUGGAAUUAGAAAGACAAAGAUUACAGAAACAAAAAGAACUUGAAGAAAAAUUGAUUGAGGAAGAAGUAGCUCGUAGAGUAGAAGAAUUGGUCUCUAAAAGGGUAGAAGAAGAAUUAGAAAAACGUAAAGAUGAAAUUGAGGCUGAGGUUAAGAGGAGGGUAGAAGAGGCAAAGAGGAUAAUGGAGGCUCAAAUGUUGGAGGAAUUGGAACGACAAAGAGAAACAGAAAUAGAAAACCAACGAAAGUUGGAGGAAGAAGAAAGACUUAAACGAAAAGAACUUGAAAAAAUUAUGGAAGAGAAUAAUAAAAAAAUAGAAGAAGCACAAAAGAAACUUGCCGAAGAACAAUUGAAACUUGUUGAAGAACAGAGGAAAAUGUUGGAACAAAAACAACGAAUGGAAGACGAAGACCAGAAGAGAAAAAGAUCUGAACAAGAAGUGAUUCUCAAUAAGAAAAAUGCUAGACCAAAACUGUCAUUUAGUUUAGGAGGCAAAUAGUUUAUAUUUUAAUUUAGCAAUGAAAUCCUGUGUGCUGUUACUGCCAUGUGAUAAAUGAUUGACCAGAUGGAGGAUGCAAAGAAAUUCUGUGUGCAGAUUGUUCAUUGAAAGUGAUGUUCAGUAAUUGGCAAGAGAGUAGAGAGAGAGAGAGAAAGAUAUGAAGGAUGUGAAAGAAUUUUUAUCAUUUAAUUUAUAAAUUUUCAUAAAAAUUUAUUCUUCAUUUGAAUGUACACUUUUUGAUUUUUUUGCGUGUUUUUUAUGUUUCAUUGUGUGUGAAUGAUGAAAGUAAGAACUGAAAAAGAUCUACAUGAGAAGGACAAGAAUUGUUAAGUGUGAUUAUUUUAAAUGGAUUUUAAACAUUACGAAUGUAUCAAGAGCCAAGAAUUUCCAUUCCCUCAUAAUCGUCAGUUCAGACUGAGAUUUUAUCAAUCAAUCAUGAAUACUCUUAUGUCGGUUUGGAGUGACUUAAACAUGUAUUUAUAAUGUGUAUAUUAUCUCAAUUAUUUUGUUGUACAUUAUAAAACAUUCACAAAAUCAGGGCACCCUAAUAACAGUAAUGACAUGCAUUCUGAUUGAAAUGAAUUUCCUUAAGACCCAUUAACAUAUAUCGUAGUGAGGAGUACUGCUCAAUCAACACACAGUGAAAGUAAAUUUAAGAUAUUGAACAAAUUUCACAAUGACAAUACUAUUGAUUACAUCAGCUGGCUUAAACUGUUAAUUAGGAUGAAGUAUGUUGGUACAGGUAAGAUGCAUGCCAUGAGACAAUUCACAUAGAACAGGUAAGUACCAUGUAAAAAAUCUCUUGUAUACAGGAUCAACAGUGACCGUGCUAGCUGCAGGUCUACAGUGUUCAGUAUAUACCUUGGUUCACAUGUUGUUUGUCAGUUCAAAAGAUUUAUUCCACUCUAUUGAACUUGUGUAUCAUUUCCUCUUGCACAUCCCAUAAUUAUCAAUCUUCAGAUUGAGAUCGAAGUAGGAAAAAAAACAUUUUAGUAUAUGUGAGAUUUCUACAAUCAAUUUCACCACUGGAUGGAAUAGGUUAAAUUUAUACAUCUUCUGUCAUGCAAUUUAGUUGUACGUUGUUGGUUAGCAAUUUAGUUGUUAGAUUCUGCUGUACUUUUCCCAAGGUAAAAUUCUUUGAAACAUUUUAAAAUUGGCCCCAUGGACACAAUGUAGUACUUCAUGGAUUAAUGGAAUAAGAUUGCUAUUGUAUGUUGAAAGCUAAAAUUACAUUCAUAUUAACUACAUUGGAAGUUAAUUUAACAGAGAAGUAAGAUCUGGACUUUUAAGCGCAUUUUGAGCACAUCUUACAAUAUUGAAGGAAGAGAUAUUUGUGAGCCCCAGGUCGACCUGGAUGUAUAUUUUUGUGAUGAUUGUACCAGGCUGAUUGUAGGUCCAAGGUAAGACAAAUGCACAACAGUUCUGCUUAGCAGAUUAUACACACAUUUCAGAUGAAAUAAUUGGCAACAAAGACAGGUAAAUAACCUAGUAAUAAUAAUAUGAAUUGUUUGAUAGACAUGGUAGUUGAAGAUAGUUGUUUUAUUGACUUAGUUUCUGAAUUGGUGCACCAAUUAUAAGCAAUAAAUUAAGCCUAUUAAGUGUUUAUAAAACAUGGGGCUAUCUAGGUAAACAUAUUUUUGAGUUCACAACCUGGUCAUUUCCUAAACAAUUAUCGCUGAUAGAACACAACCAUAUCUCACAAUAAGUUCUUAACAUAGAAAUUUUAUGAUAAAACCAUGCUGAUAGGUUGUGUGGAAACAUAAAAUGUUUGCUCAGUUUUGUUGAUGAAUGUUAUUUUUUUUUAAUUGUGUUCAACAAAUUUAAAUAUACAAAGGACAAUCUAAAAAAAAAAUAUUAUUACCAUGACUAAAGUCAAGUUGAAAUGAAACUACCAGGGAUUUUUUUACAGGAUUUGUUCCAUGAACAAAUUUAUAUAUAUUGUUAUAUUUAUACCUAAUGUAUGUUUACAAGAAUGAAUGUAUUGGUUGGUACAUUAAAGAAUGUAACAACA
Messenger RNA from Mytilus californianus (California mussel), 2779 nucleotides. RefSeq names its product arginine and glutamate-rich protein 1-like. Bases 22 to 768 code for a protein of 248 amino acids. Lineage: Eukaryota; Metazoa; Mollusca; Bivalvia; Mytilida; Mytilidae. Gene Ontology annotation, cellular component: nucleoplasm; mitochondrion. Gene Ontology annotation, molecular function: cadherin binding. The record is from RefSeq and is a predicted model, not a curated record. The transcript has 5 exons.